Lepus europaeus (European hare) is the source of this 516-nucleotide messenger RNA. RefSeq names its product zinc finger CCHC-type containing 13 (gene ZCCHC13). NCBI's taxonomy places the organism in Eukaryota, Metazoa, Chordata, Mammalia, Lagomorpha, Leporidae. Gene Ontology annotation, molecular function: zinc ion binding; nucleic acid binding. The record is from RefSeq and is a predicted model, not a curated record. The coding region runs from base 1 to 516 and encodes 171 amino acids. The transcript has a single exon.
AUGAGCAAUAAGGAAUGCUUCAAGUGUGGACGCUCUGGUCACUGGGCCCGGGGGUGCCCAAGAAAAGAAGCCCGAUCGCAAGGAGGUAGAGGCCGUGGCAGAGCCAUUCCGGGGACAUCCGCCAUGCAAGCUGACAUCUGUUACCGCUGUGGUGAAUCUGGUCAUCAUGCUAAAAACUGUGAUCGCCUCCAAGACAUCUGCUACAACUGUGGAAAAACUGGCCACAUCGCCAAAGAUUGUCUGGAGCCUAAACGCGAGAGAGAGCAGUACUGUUACACCUGCGGUCGACAGGGUCAUCUGGCUCGCGAUUGCACCCAUCUCGAAGAGCAGAAAUGCUACUCUUGCGGUGAAUUUGGACACUUCCAGAAGGAAUGCACCCAAGUCAAGUGCUACCGAUGUGGAGAGACCGGACACGUGGCUAUCAACUGUAAAAAGGCAAAGCAAGUCAACUGUUAUCGGUGCGGCGAGUUUGGACAUCUAGCCCGAGAGUGUGAUAACGAGAUGGCCUCUGAUUAA